Fulvia fulva is the source of this 375-nucleotide messenger RNA. Its product is annotated as Cytochrome P450 monooxygenase gloP. The coding region runs from base 1 to 375 and encodes 124 amino acids. The record is from RefSeq and is a predicted model, not a curated record. The transcript is spliced from 3 exons. Gene Ontology annotation, molecular function: monooxygenase activity; heme binding; oxidoreductase activity, acting on paired donors, with incorporation or reduction of molecular oxygen. NCBI's taxonomy places the organism in Eukaryota, Fungi, Ascomycota, Dothideomycetes, Mycosphaerellales, Mycosphaerellaceae.
AUGUACUCAAGUAUCACCCUCUCUUCUAGCUCUGCUGCUAUCCACUCGGAUCCGGCGUACUACGACCAGCCAGACGACUAUGAUGCGUUGAGGUUCGCACGGGUGAGAGAAUCGUUCGAUGAGGAGGAGAAGGUGCUGGACAAGAAGCAGCAGGCGACUGUCAGUAUUGGAGAGAACUUCAUGUCGUUUAGGGCGGGGAGGCAUGCGUGUCCGGGAAGAUUCUUCGCGGCACAAGAGAUGAAGCUUAUGCUGGCUUACAUCGUCAACAACUACGAUGUCAGACUCACCGGGCCACGCCCUCAGACGAUCUAUAUGAAGAAUGCUGCGAUGCCAGAUUUGACGGCGUCUCUGCAGUUUAGGUUGAGGCAGUCGUGA